Pistacia vera is the source of this 576-nucleotide messenger RNA. Its product is annotated as ubiquitin-fold modifier 1. Gene Ontology annotation, biological process: protein K69-linked ufmylation. Gene Ontology annotation, cellular component: nucleus; cytoplasm. Bases 116 to 412 code for a protein of 98 amino acids. The transcript is spliced from 4 exons. Lineage: Eukaryota; Viridiplantae; Streptophyta; Magnoliopsida; Sapindales; Anacardiaceae. The record is from RefSeq and is a predicted model, not a curated record.
UAAACCCAGGAAAAAUACACGAUAUAUAAAACUAAUAUUCAAUAUCUCCCCCCAUAGCUCAUACAAAGCUAAUAACAAUCCCAAAAUUAACUUCAAUUAAAUAAUAUUAAUAAUAAUGGCCAGCGGUGGAAAAGUUUCAUUCAAGGUUACGCUGACCUCCGAUCCGAAGCUCCCAUUCAAAGUGUUUAGCGUUCCUGAAGCUGCUCCCUUCACCGCCGUUCUGAAAUUCGCAGCCGAGGAAUUCAAGGUCCCUCCACAAACCAGCGCUAUUAUCACCAACGAUGGUGUAGGAAUCAAUCCUCAGCAAAGUGCAGGCAAUGUCUUCCUCAAACAUGGUUCUGAGCUACGAUUGAUUCCCCGUGAUCGGGUUGGAGCUUAUAGGAUGGAGGAAUCUGUGGGAUCAUUGGAGUAAAGAGACUAGUCCAUCUCCUUUGGUUGAUUUAAAUCUGUUUUCUUGAGUUUGUAUACUCUUUUUAUCAUGUUGGGAGCAUAGUGAAGUCUUUCUGUGCAUCAUACUCCUUUUAUAACAUAGACAUUGUGAUAUGAAAGUUUCUGUAAUGGAUGUAGUAUUCUAUA